AAAUAAUUUAUAAACUACAUGUCAUGUAAGCAUGUUCAACCAAAACAAAAAAAGGAUGUGAUGUAAGAUCCCUUUCCAAGUUUACAGCAUUUGAAGUAGAUGAUUUUAACACAUGUGACUGCAUUAACCUGAUGUGAUCAAUGAAGAUUAAUAAUGCAGAAAGAUGAGUUAGUACUUACAGAUGUACAUCUACAGGUCCAAAGUAACCAGUCAAAAGGCUACAAUAUUUCUAGAUUUUACUAUUCUGAAGAUACAAAUACAAAGAAAAAGAAACAGGUUAGUGCAAAAACAACUGGAGAUGGAAAUUUACAUAGAUCAAAACGUGUCAAUGGUUCACUGAAUGAUAUAACACAAGAUAAACAGACUGACAUAACAACUAAAGAUGGAACAGAGGGAGAUGAGAAAACAGAAGAGAAAGAUAAUACUGAAAUGGACAGAGAUAUUGGAGGAAUAGAAAUGUAUAAGGAUGAUAAAUGUAUUGGUGAAGUGAAGACAGAUAAAGAUGUUUGUGAAGUGAAGAAAACUAAAGAUGUUUGUAAAGUGAAGAAAGAUUUAGAUGUUUGUAAAGUGAAGAAAGACUCAGAUGGAGAUGUUGAAGUACAAAGAAGAAAGAGAAAAAUAGAAGAUCUUUCUGUAAUAACAAUUGCACAUAAAAUGGAAACCACUUUGGAGAAUGUUGGGCAACAGAUAUGGUUAGCCAGCUUGUUGAUGGCUGAUUUCAUUAUUUCCCAUAAAGAAGAGUUCCAAGGGAAGAGAAUAUUAGAUCUAGGAGCUGGUGUUGGUCUAACUAGUGUUGUUGCUGCUAUGUAUGCUGAUCAUGUCAUAUCUACAGAUAUAGGGAAGGACAUUAAAGAACUAGCACAACACAACCUGGAUCAAAACAAUGUAAAAGAUGUCACAAACUUUUCUGUGGAAGAAUUUGAUUGGUUUGAAAACAAAUAUUCUGCAGAACAGAAAAUUGAUGAAGUAAAGUUACAGAUGGACCAUGAAGUAGAAUGUGAAAUUGAUUCCUGUGACAUUAUAAUAUCAGCUGAUGUUAUAUAUGAUAACAACAUUACAGACGCCUUAUUUAGAACUGUUUAUGGUCUUAUGUUAAACACAUCCAUAAAUACUUGGUACAUUUCCACCGAAAAAAGAUAUGUUUUCACAUUACAAGACUUAGACAUAGCUUGUCCAGCUUACCAGCACUUCAGAGAAUGUUUGACCCAGUUACAUGACAUGUCUGACCAUGCUCAGUUUACCAUAUCAUGUGAAGAAGAAUUUCCACAAUGUUUCAAGUAUGACAGGACUAAAGAACUUGAGCUUUGGAAAGUUACAAUACUUAGAAAUAGUACUACAAAAUGAUCCAUUACCCAUUACCUGUCUAUAUAGGAGAAAGGAAAGCUGUACCAAGUUGAUUAUCAGUACAAAUUGAGUCUGCUAACAAACAUAUAACUACCAAAGAGACACAAAGUGCUAUGAUUAAAUUUGAGUUAUGGGACUGGUUACCAAUGGAGAGAAAAUACUAUGAGUAAAAUAAAGUGGUGUUAUAAAUGACAAUCAAUAUUAGCAUUGAGCAAGCAGGACCUACAGAAGUGACGGAAGAUAAAUAUUUU
Molecule: messenger RNA, 1595 nt
Organism: Mytilus trossulus (common blue mussel)
Lineage: Eukaryota; Metazoa; Mollusca; Bivalvia; Mytilida; Mytilidae
Product: methyltransferase-like protein 22
Exons: 10
Coding region: 154-1344 (396 amino acids)
Biological process (GO): protein methylation
Cellular component (GO): nucleus
Molecular function (GO): protein methyltransferase activity
Source: RefSeq, a predicted model, not a curated record